AUGGCUGCCUCCAUUAUUCUUUUCCCGAGCAAAAUGGGCAUUUUCAUUGCGUUGAUGGCGCUGUCUCUGCUUCCUGAGUAUGCACUAGGUGUAACCAGGCAUUAUGAGUUCAAUAUUACGAUGCAAAAGGUGACACGAUUGUGCCACACGAAGAGUAUGGUGACUGUAAAUGGAAAGUUUCCGGGGCCUCGGAUUGUGGCCCGAGAGGGUGAUCGGCUGCUCAUCAAAGUGAAUAAUCAUGUUUCCCAUAACAUGAGCAUUCACUGGCAUGGGAUCCGACAGCUUCGGAGUGGUUGGGCGGACGGACCGGCUUAUAUAACCCAAUGUCCGAUUCAGACAGGGCAGAGCUACGUUUAUAAUUACACCAUCGUAGGCCAAAGAGGAACCCUGUGGUGGCACGCACACAUUUCAUGGCUGAGAUCAACCGUGUACGGACCUAUCAUCAUUCUGCCAAAGAAAGAUGUUCUCUACCCAUUCCAAAAGCCAUACAAGGAAGUCCCGGUCAUCUUCGGUGAAUGGUUCAAUACCGAUACCGAGGCCAUCAUCACCCAAGCUUUGAAAACCGGUGGCGGCCCGAACGUCUCCGAUGCCUAUACCAUCAAUGGCCUUCCUGGUCCUCUCUACAAUUGCUCCGCCAAAGACACAUUUAAACUGAGAGUGAAGCCUGGAAAGACAUACCUACUCCGGAUGAUCAACGCUGCACUGAAUGAUGAACUCUUCUUCAGCAUUGCCAACCACACACUCACGGUGGUCGACGCUGACGCGACUUAUAACGUUCUUCUCAAGACCAAACCGACAUUUCCAGGAGCCAGUUUCCUGAUGACCGCCAGACCCUAUGCAACCGGGCAAGGCACCUUUGACAAUUCUACAGUGGCUGGAAUCUUGGAAUACGAAUCCCAACCAAUCACGUCUCUGAAGAAGCUCCCACUCUUGAAACCAACUCUGCCUGCUCUGAAUGACACCAACUUUGCUACCAAAUUCUCAAAGAAACUCCGGAGCUUAGCAAGUCCGCAAUUCCCAGCCAAUGUUCCCCAGGAAGUGGACAAGCAUUUCUUCUUCACCGUAGGCCUGGGAACAAACCCGUGCGAUCAGCCCGGAGGGUGCCAAGGCCCAACAAAUACGACCAAAUUCGCAGCAUCCAUCAGCAACAUAUCAUUCAUACAGCCAACCACGGCACUUCUCCAAUCCCACUUCACGGGCCUAUCCAGCGGAGUGUACAGCCCAAAUUUCCCAUACAGCCCACAUUGGUUCAACUUCACCGGAACUCCUCCAAACAACACCAUGGUUUCCAACGGAACAAAAUUGAUGGUCUUACCAUUCAACACCAGCGUGGAGUUGGUGAUGCAGGACACCACCAUUCUGGGUGCCGAAAGCCACCCGCUCCAUCUCCACGGCUUCAACUUCUUCGUCGUCGGACAAGGGUUCGGGAACUAUGACCCCAAAAAGGACCCGAAGAACUUCAACCUGGUGGACCCCGUCGAAAGGAACACCGUCGGCGUCCCACCCGGCGGUUGGGUUGCCAUCCGGUUCUUGGCCGAUAAUCCAGGGGUGUGGUUCAUGCACUGUCACCUGGAAGUCCACACGAGCUGGGGAUUGAAGAUGGCGUGGCUCGUCUUAGACGGAGAGCUUCCAAAUCAGAAGCUGCUUCCUCCGCCGGCAGAUCUUCCCAAAUGCUAA
Oldenlandia corymbosa var. corymbosa is the source of this 1677-nucleotide messenger RNA. NCBI's taxonomy places the organism in Eukaryota, Viridiplantae, Streptophyta, Magnoliopsida, Gentianales, Rubiaceae. The record is from the annotation of a GenBank genome assembly.